AAGAAGCAAAGCAAAGCAAAGCAGUUCUGUUUCAGUCGGAGCUUCUAUUUCUUUGCCCCCUCUCCUCCACAUUCUCUGUCUGUUUCAUCAGUCAUGGCAGGCAUCUUUGAGGCCCCGCGAAAUGCGGACACGCUUUUCUUGGGUGGACAGAAAAUCACCGGUGCCGAUGUACGGGAGCAGAACGUGCUUGCCACGCAGGCCAUCGCAAAUGUCGUCAAGAGCUCCUUUGGUCCCUCCGGAUUGGACAAGAUGAUGGUGGAUGAUAUUGGCGAUGUUACGGUGACCAACGACGGUGCCACCAUUCUCAGUCUUCUCGAUAUCGAGCACCCCGCCGGAAAAAUCCUCGUCGACUUGGCUCAACAACAGGAUAAGGAGGUCGGUGAUGGUACCACGUCGGUCGUUUUGAUUGCUGCAGAGCUCCUGCGACGAGGCAACGAAUUGAUGAAGAACCGCAUACACCCUACCACCAUCAUCAACGGUUACAGACUUGCCCUCAGAGAAGCCGUCAAAUAUAUGAACGAGAACAUCACCACGAAGGUUGAGACCCUUGGAAAGGACAGUCUGGUCAACAUUGCGAAGACUUCUAUGUCCAGCAAGAUCAUUGGCGCAGAUGGCGACUUCUUCGCCAACAUGGUCGUCGACGCCAUGCUGGCCGUCAAGACCACCAACCAGAGAAACGAAGUCAAGUAUCCCGUUAAGGCUGUCAACCUGCUGAAGGCGCACGGAAAGAGCAGCAAGGAGUCCGUCCUCGUCAACGGCUACGCUCUAAACUGCACCGUCGCUUCCCAAGCCAUGAAGACCCGGAUAACCGAUGCGAAGAUUGCCUGUUUGGACAUGAACCUGCAGAAGGAGAGAAUGAAGCUGGGUGUUCAGAUCACAGUCGACGAUCCCGAUCAGCUGGAGAAGAUCCGCGAGAGAGAAGCCGGCAUCGUUCUCGAGCGUGUUGAGAUGAUCCUCAAGUCCGGAGCUAAUGUCGUCCUCACCACCAAGGGUAUCGACGACAUGGUUCUCAAGCUUUUCGUUGAGAGGGGUGCCAUGGCCGUCCGUCGUUGCAAGAAGGAGGAUCUCCGCCGGAUCGCUAAGGCCACCGGUGCCACCUUGGUGAGCACCCUGUCAGACUUGAACGGGGAUGAGAAGUUCGAGGCCUCGAACUUGGGUUACGCAGAGGAAGUUGUGCAGGAGCGGAUAUCCGAUGAUGAGUGUAUCCUUGUCAAGGGCACCAAGGUACACACUUCUGCUUCGAUCAUCCUGCGAGGUCCCAACGAUUUCACCCUGGACGAGAUGGAGCGUUCGGUGCACGACUCAUUGUGCGCCGUAAAGCGGACUCUGGAGAGCGGCAGCAUUGUCCCUGGUGGUGGUGCCGUUGAGACUGCUCUUCACAUUUAUCUGGAGGAGUUCGCCGUCACAGUUGGCUCUCGUGAGCAACUCGCCAUCGGCGAAUUCGCCCAGUCCCUUCUGACCGUCCCCAAGACCUUGGCCGUCAACGCCGCCAAGGACUCUUCUGAGCUUGUUGCCCAGCUCCGUGUCCGACAUGCCCUUUCGCAGCGUGUGCAGGACGGUGAUGCCAACGAGGAGGAGAAGGCCAUCGCCAAGAAGAAGACCUACCGCAACUACGGUCUCGACCUGACCAAGGGUCGUGUCCACGACACCCUCAAGGCCGGUGUUUUGGAGCCGAGCAUGGGUAAGAUCAAGCAGCUCAAGAGUGCCGUCGAGGCCUGCAUUGCCAUCAUGCGUAUCGAUACCAUGAUCAAGUUGGACCCCGAGAGGCAGGAGGAUGAUGGACACGGCCACUAAACAUGUUUGGAACGCGAUUUUCCAUCCGUUUCCUUGUUUCUUCAUGCGGAGUUCUAGAUAUUUAGGAUGAAGGAAGAGAAAAAGUAUAAUCAAGAUAUGAAGUACAUUAUUGUAUCAUCUGGAUAUUGUUUCAUUGUGCUUUCUUCUGAGGCC
Aspergillus homomorphus CBS 101889 is the source of this 1947-nucleotide messenger RNA. Its product is annotated as chaperonin-containing T-complex alpha subunit TCP1. Gene Ontology annotation, biological process: protein folding. Gene Ontology annotation, molecular function: ATP hydrolysis activity; ATP binding; ATP-dependent protein folding chaperone. The transcript has 5 exons. NCBI's taxonomy places the organism in Eukaryota, Fungi, Ascomycota, Eurotiomycetes, Eurotiales, Aspergillaceae. Gene Ontology annotation, cellular component: chaperonin-containing T-complex. The coding region runs from base 94 to 1794 and encodes 566 amino acids. The record is from RefSeq and is a predicted model, not a curated record.